Messenger RNA from Cynoglossus semilaevis (tongue sole), 2395 nucleotides. Its product is annotated as cysteine/serine-rich nuclear protein 3-like. Gene Ontology annotation, molecular function: sequence-specific DNA binding; DNA-binding transcription factor activity, RNA polymerase II-specific. Gene Ontology annotation, biological process: regulation of transcription by RNA polymerase II. The transcript is spliced from 5 exons. Gene Ontology annotation, cellular component: nucleus. Lineage: Eukaryota; Metazoa; Chordata; Actinopteri; Pleuronectiformes; Cynoglossidae. The record is from RefSeq and is a predicted model, not a curated record. The coding region runs from base 144 to 1790 and encodes 548 amino acids.
CGUUAGUCUGCUGCUGCUGCUGCCGCCAGUGGUGAACACCAGCUCCAGCAUAAACCAUGUGAUGAAGAGGACGGAGACAGCCAAGGACCUUAGAAAUACCAGAAACCAGCAAAGGAAACAGUGUGAGGUUUAAGUGGAACCUCAUGAUGAGUGGGAUUCUGAAAAGGAAGCUGGAGGAGGGCCCUGGAUCUUGCCGCCCCCUACAGGGCCCUGAAAACGAUGAGGUUUCCUGCAGCGACAGCGGCAACAGCAGUGACAGCCUGUACCAUCCUGGUUUGUCUGGAUGCCCAGAUGGAUCUCUUCCGCAGCAGUCAAAAAGACUUCGAGGCCGAAAUGUCCACUUUGAGAGUGUGACGGUCUACUACUUCAAUCGGUGGCAGGGUUUCACCAGCGUGCCUACGCAGGGUGGAAGCACCCUGGGGAUGCUGCCUCGUCACAGCAGUGUGAGGCGGUUCACCCUCAGGGAGUUUGCACUGGAGCAGAAGAGAAAGCACCACAACAUGUUGAAGGAGCAUCUGAAGGAGGAGAAACUCAACACCCUGAGACUCAAAUUGACAAAAAAUGGCACUGUUUCAUCUGUUGAGGCUGAAACACUCACACUGGAUGACAUCUCAGAAGACGAUUUGGACGUGGACAAUGCAGAGGUUGGCGACUACUUCUUUCUCCAGCCUCUGACCACCAGUAAACGCCGCGCUCUCCUGCGUGCUUCCGGGGUGCGCCGCAUUGAUGUGGAGGAAAAACACGAGCUGCGUGCCCUUCGAAUGUCGAGAGAGGAGUGUGGAUGUAGAUGCCGAGGGAUUUGUGAUCCAGAAACAUGUGCCUGUAGCUUGGCCGGUAUUAAGUGCCAGGUGGACCGCUUGUCUUUUCCCUGUGGCUGUACCAAAGAAGGCUGCAGCAACACCACAGGACGUUUGGAGUUUAACCCGGUACGGGUGCGAACACACUUCCUGCAUACAAUCAUGAAGCUGGAGCUGGAGAAGGGCCGUGAGGAGCAACAGCAUCGGUCUGAGGAGCAGCAGCGGCAGCUUGUAACCAAUGGCAACAGUUACCACGGAGACUCCUCUUUCUCCACCUCACUGGAGCAGCAGCAGAAGCAGAAGCAAAACCUGGAAAUUCCACCACACUUUCCCAUCAUGCACCUCCAGAACAUCGGCAACACAGAGUCACAUCUGGAUGAAGAGGAGGAAGAGGAGGAUGAAGAUGAUGAUGAAGCAUAUGAGGAGGAUGAGGAUGGUAGCAGUGUGUGUAGUGGGUUGUCAGACUGCAGCACACACAGCUUGGAGACAAUUGAAGGAGAUGAAGAAGAAGAAGAGGAAGAAGAAGAUGAUGAGGAGGAAGAGGAGGAAGAGGACGAAGAAGACGACCAGGACUGGGAUUGCUCACUACAUACAGGUCCACAACCCUAUCUGGUCCCUCUCCCCUCAAUGCUUGCUCGCCUUAGUCCUCCAUUCCACAAUACUGCCACCACACAGCACUAUCAAUCUGACACACCUGCAUUUCUGAGUGACAGCGCCCCCACUCUACCCACAGUAGAGGUGGCACUAGAGUCUGAAAUAAAUACAGAACUCCACUGUAGAACGUUCCCCGGUCUCCAGAAAUCACUAGCUGUAGACACACAGUCGCUGCUCAGCAGCACAGCGCUCCAGAACAUUCCAGACAACUGUGACACACAGAGUGUAGAUGUGACUAAGCAGACACAGAGGGAGGAGGAAGCGAGGCAGCCAUUACGGGAGGGACUGAAAACCCAGAGAGCUCCGUCUGAAAAGGCCGACGGACUCAGCUCAGAAUGACCUGAUGACGAUGCACAGAGUCAUAGGGCAGAGAAUAGUGCACUUUAAUGGAGAUAUGGAGUAACAUGGGUGGGAGCUGCAUCUGCAGUGUAGAGCCCUGUAGCAAUUCACUUAGAGUGAAGGAAGAGUUAACAGGAAGGCAAGGUUUACAUGCACAUCCACAUCGUGCUCACAUACUUAUCCUCAUCACGUACGGUACAGUCAUGACUUUUGAGUCCACAGAAAUGUGGGACUAGUUGACAUUCCAUAAGACAAACAGGGCCAAAGAACCUGAAUAGCUAAAACUUCUUUUAACAAAGUAGGGUGGCAUUUUCUAGGUGUGGCUCAAAGUAAAGUAAUCAACCUCCUACUUCACUUAGUUUGGUAAUGACAGGAUCAACAUGACUCCCCAAUGCUCUCCUUUUGGAAGUUCAGAAGUAGAAGCAACAAAAAAGAGGUCUGGGCUUCCCUGUUGAGACUGCUGCCCCAGUGACCCAGAUCCAUGUAGGCAGAGAAAACAAGGCGAGAAUGUUUGUCAAAUGUCCAGAUCCUACUCUGGGUUGAAUACACACAGGCCUGGUUUUACUGACAGUAUAUUAAGAGUCUGGCUGUAGAUGUCAGAGCUA